GCCGCGGCUCUCGCCAUGGCGCGGCGCUCGCUCCUCGUCCUGCCGCUGAUCCUGCUCCUCCCGCCGGGCUGCGGCUCCGACUCCUCCCCCAGCAUCUUUCGCACAGUCUACACGGCUGUGUCUGAGCCUGGCCCAGGGCUGCCCCAGUUCACGGCUGCGGCGUAUGUGGACGACCUGCCCAUUGCUCACUACGACAGCGACACGGGGAAGGUCUGGAAUCGGGCCAAGUGGAUGGAGAAGUUGCUGGAAGUGCAUCCUGAGUACCAGGCCAAGUAUGAGAAGAUGCUGCAGCGGGAUAAGGCCGACUUCACAGCUGGGCUGGGGGCUGUGCAGGCAACCCACAACCAGAGCGCAGGAUUCCACACCUGGCAGAUGAUGGCCGGCUGUGAGGAGAACAAUGGCAAGCCAAGAGGGCGGUAUUUGCGGUUCGGCUACGAUGGGAGGGAUUUCCUCAGCCUGGAUGUGGAGACCUUCAACUGGACAGCAGCAGAUGCCAUGGCCCAAAUAACGAAGAGGAACUGGGAGGCAAACCCCAGCGUCACCCAGCGCUUCAGGGACUACGUGGAGGAGACCUGCGCAGAGUGGAUCCAGGCCGAGCUGGUUCAUGGCAAGGAAAGGCUGCAAAGGAGGAAUCCUCCAGAGAUUAAGGUGACUCAGAAGGAAGUUCAUGGAGGCUUGGAAACUCUCAUCUGCGUGGCCCGCGGCUUCUAUCCCAAAGAGAUUGACAUGGCGUGGACCAGAGACGGGAAGGUCUGGGUGCAGAACACGUCCCAUGGGUUUCUGACCCCAUUCACGGAGAGUACUUACUACUACUGGCUGGGCAUUAAGAUUAGCUCAAAGGACAGGAUGCACUACCAGUGCCGUGUUAAACACGAUGGCUUGCAAAACACUCUGGACAAAGCCUGGAACGAGUUUGAAGACUCCUCCCCCAGCGUCUUUCACACCAUCUACACGGCUGUGUCUGAGCCUGGCCCGGUGCUGCCCCAGUUCAUGGCUGUGGUGUUCGUGGGUGACCUGCCCAUCGCUCGCUACGACAGCAACUCGAGGAAGGUCUGGUAUGAGGCCAAGUGGAUGGAGAAGUUGCUGGAGGUGCAUCAUGAGUACCAGCGCAAGUAUGAGGAGAUGCUGCAGCGGGAUGGGGCCGACUUCACAGCUGGGCUGAGGGCUGUGCAGGCAACCCACAACCAGAGCGCAGACACUUAUACACUAGCUGGGCUCCGCUGCGAACUGGGGGAAGACGGGACGGAGCACGGCCAUCCCAGUGCUGCCACCGACUCGUGGGGGUCUCUUUCAGGGUCCCACACCUGGCAGAUGCGGGCCGGCUGCGAGGUGGGCCCAGACAGGCGGAAGGGGCAGUACCUGCAGUUCGGCUACGACGGGAGGGACUUCCUCAGCCUGGAGGUGGAGACCUCCCACUGGAUGGCCGCCGACGCCACGGCCCAAGUAAUCCAGAGGAGCUGGGAGGAAAGCCAGUACAUCACCACCCGCUUCAAGUCCUACGUGGGGGAGACCUGCUCCCAGUGGCUUCGGGCCGAGCGAGACCAGGUCAGGGAAGGAUCCCAAAGGAGAGCACCUCCGCUGAUGAAGGUGACGCGCCGCGCGGCCUACGAGAACCUGGAAAUCUUCGUCUGCCGUGCCUACGGCUUCUACCCCAGAGAGAUCUACAUGAGGUGGACGAUCGAUGGGGAGGCCUGGGAAGAGGACAGCUUCCGCUGGGUUCUGGGCCCGAACUCUGACGGGACCUACUAUGCCAGGCUGGACAUCAGGGUCGACACCUGGAACAGGCAGCACGUCCGGUGCCAUGUGCAGCACAGCCUCUUGCAAGGCCCUCAGGACUUAGUGCUGGAGGAGCCUGGAGGCCUUGGAUCCCCCUUAUCGGCUCCGCUCUCUCCCCUCACAGGCUCCCCCCGCAGCGUCUUCCGCACAACCUACACGGCUGUGUCUGAGCCUGGCCCAGGGCUGCCCCAGUUCACGGCUGCGGCGUAUGUGGACGACCUGCCCAUCGCUCGCUACGACAGCAACACGAGGGCGCUCCAGAGUCAGACCUCCUGGGUGAAGAAGAUGCUGGAGCUGCAUCCUGAGUACCAGGUCAACUACACCCAGCAGCUGCAGCAGGAUGAGGCCGACUUCAUAGCUGGGCUGAGGGCUGUUCAGGCAACCCACAACCAGAGCGCAGGGUGGCACACCUGGCAGAUGAUGGCCGGCUGCGAGG
Varanus komodoensis (Komodo dragon) is the source of this 2212-nucleotide messenger RNA. RefSeq lists its product as uncharacterized. The record is from RefSeq and is a predicted model, not a curated record. Gene Ontology annotation, biological process: immune response. NCBI's taxonomy places the organism in Eukaryota, Metazoa, Chordata, Lepidosauria, Squamata, Varanidae. The annotation marks the transcript as partial. Gene Ontology annotation, cellular component: external side of plasma membrane. The transcript has 10 exons.